AUGUCUUUACAAUAUAAGUUUAGUUGGCCAGCGGGCCCUGGAUCCGUCGUUAUAACAGGUGCUUUUGAUGAAUGGAAAGGUACUUUACCGUUGGUUAAGCAGUCAGAUGGUGAUUUUGAAAUCACCAUGCCAGUUAGUUUCAAAGAUGAGGAUGAUUCUAAAUUUUAUUUCAAGUUCAUUGUCGAUGAAAAGUGGGUCACCAGUGACAAAUACGCUAAGGAGUUAGAUGUUGAGAAAAAAGUUGAAAAUAACUACAUUGUGAAAUCUGAUGUGGUGAAUGCUGCUACUGCUCAAGGUGCUGCAAUCCCCGAAGCCGGCGCUUUAGUCGCGGGAGCUUCCGAACAAACUGCUUCUGCCAACAAGAAGAAGAAUAAGAAAAAGAAGAAUAAGAAGAAGAACAAGAAGAAGAAGAACGCUGCUGCUGCCACUGCCGCAGUCGCAGCUGAAGGUGAGGCUGCGGGUGAAACCGAGGAGACUAGUGAUGAUGUUACUGAAGCUUCCAAGAGUGCUACUCCAGCUACCGAGCUUGAAGUUGAGAAUGAAAGUGAAAAUAUCGUUAACAUAUUGCCAGUUAUAGAAACACAAGCUGCCACCACUGUUGCUGGUGAAAUGGGUCCAGUUAUCGUUGAAAACCCAGAAGAAAUCAAAGAAUUUAGAGAAAUUUCCGAUGUCGAUGCAAAUGAAUUAAAUGAAAGAUUAAACAAGGAAAAUGCCAAAGCCAUUGAAGAACCAGUUGUCGAAGAGGCAGUUGCUGAAGAGCCAAAGGUUGAAGAGCCAGUUGUCGAAGAGCCAGUUAUCGAACAACCAAAUGUUGAAGAGCCAGUUGUUGAAGAGCCAGUUGUCGAAGAGCCAGUUGCUGAAGAGCCAGUUGUCGAAGAACCAGUUGCUGAAGAGCCAAAGGUUGAAGAGCCAGUUGUCGAAGAACAAACAAAGGAAGGUGCCACUUUGGAUCCAAAGGCGCAGACUGAAUCUGUUGCUAAAGAAACUGAAAAGAAAGAGAAGACAAAACCUGUUGAAUCUGUAAAAAAAAUCACUAAACAAGUUGAAUCAGCCAAACCAACUGAAGCUGAAAAACCGAAGAAGAAAGGCUUCUUCAGUAAGUUAAAGAAAUUGUUCGGUUAA
Messenger RNA from Tetrapisispora phaffii CBS 4417, 1122 nucleotides. Its product is annotated as glycogen-binding domain-containing protein. Gene Ontology annotation, biological process: signal transduction. NCBI's taxonomy places the organism in Eukaryota, Fungi, Ascomycota, Saccharomycetes, Saccharomycetales, Saccharomycetaceae. The record is from RefSeq and is a predicted model, not a curated record. Gene Ontology annotation, cellular component: cytoplasm; nucleus; nucleotide-activated protein kinase complex. Gene Ontology annotation, molecular function: protein kinase binding. The transcript has a single exon. Bases 1 to 1122 code for a protein of 373 amino acids.